UUAAUGUUUGUUAAGUUUGUUGAUGCAACAAGGGUCGGGUGAUAAAAUUAAAAUUUUACAAUAAUCAUUAGAAAAGAUUCAGAUCCUGAAGAGGGAAAAAAAAUAAAAGAAAAAAGUGAAACUGUGACCUGGUAAUUCGGACACAGUUCCGUUUUAUUUUCCUUGUUAAUAUUUCAUCCUGAAUUUCCUCUGCUACCAGUUUCUCUAGAAUUUGAUUCUCUUAUUUCUUAGUUUAUUGCGAUGGAUUCGAGUUCAACCCAGGAAUUCGAAUAUUUGUUUAAGUUGUUGAUGAUUGGGGACUCAGGUGUUGGCAAGAGUAGUCUCCUCCUCUGUUUCACAUCUGAUUCCUUUGAAGAUCUUUCUCCCACAAUUGGUGUUGAUUUUAAAGUCAAGUAUUUGACAAUGGAAGGUAAAAAGCUGAAGCUUGCCAUUUGGGAUACAGCUGGUCAAGAGAGAUUCAGAACAUUGAUAAGUUCUUACUACCGAGGUGCUCAAGGGAUCAUUAUGGCUUAUGAUGUAACUCGGCGGGAAACGUUUACGAAUCUCUCUGAAAUAUGGGCAAAGGAAAUAGACCUUUAUUCAACAAAUCCGGAAUGCAUCAAGAUGCUUGUUGGAAACAAAGUGGAUAAGGAGGGUGAUAGAGUUGUGACAAAGAAAGAGGGAGUAGACUUUGCCAGGGAAUGUGGUUGCCUAUUUAUUGAAUGCAGUGCUAAAACACGAGUUAACGUACAACAAUGCUUUGAAGAGCUUGUUCUGAAGAUUCUGGAUACACCUAGCCUCUUAGCCGAGGGAUCCAAGGGCAAUAAAAAGAACAUUUUUAAGGACAAGCCAUCCCAGUCUAAUGCCACGAGUAGUUGUUGCUGAUAUUAAGAGACUAGCUAUUUCACUCGAAACAAGGGCGUUGAAUCCAUUUUCAGAAUCAGAGUUCUAACACUAGCUUAUUGAUUAUUUACAGCAACUGCUGAAGCCUUUGUACAAAACCUGAUUUUCCUAGAAUGUUAUAUGUAAUAUGACGACGAUCGUUAUCUGCUUUUCUUUUUUCUUUGGAUUUUGUUGUUUAUCAUUCACAUUUAAUUUCGUAUAUAGACGUGCAAGAAUCAUGGAUACUAUGUUAUUGAAACCAGUUCAAGUUGUAUAUAACUUCUAGACAAUAGUGCCGCUCUAAC
This is a messenger RNA of Glycine soja, 1166 nucleotides long. RefSeq names its product ras-related protein RABC1-like. Gene Ontology annotation, molecular function: GTP binding; GTPase activity. NCBI's taxonomy places the organism in Eukaryota, Viridiplantae, Streptophyta, Magnoliopsida, Fabales, Fabaceae. The coding region runs from base 241 to 864 and encodes 207 amino acids. The transcript is spliced from 7 exons. The record is from RefSeq and is a predicted model, not a curated record.